Messenger RNA from Rhinolophus ferrumequinum (greater horseshoe bat), 2287 nucleotides. RefSeq names its product neuropeptide Y receptor Y2 (gene NPY2R). NCBI's taxonomy places the organism in Eukaryota, Metazoa, Chordata, Mammalia, Chiroptera, Rhinolophidae. Gene Ontology annotation, cellular component: membrane. The record is from RefSeq and is a predicted model, not a curated record. Gene Ontology annotation, molecular function: neuropeptide Y receptor activity. The transcript is spliced from 2 exons. The coding region runs from base 363 to 1511 and encodes 382 amino acids. Gene Ontology annotation, biological process: G protein-coupled receptor signaling pathway.
UCUCCCUCCAUCCUCUCCAUCACCCCCUCUGCAGGCUCCGAUCCUGGCCCGGGCACCCCGGCUGCUCUGCGGGGGACCCGAGCGCACAAAGCCACAGAGGUCGGCGGCAGAGCCUCCCAGCGCCAGGCUCCCAGUGCCAGGCUCCCAGCUGCCCGGACUGCGGGGCGACGCCGCAUGCUCCGACUGCUCUCCCGCGCUGCGAGGGUUGCCUUGCACCUUCUGAGCCGAGGGAACUGGACUUGCCUUUGGGGACCUUCCAGAGCCUUCUCCGGAUCGGCCGGCUAGAUAAUCAUCGUUCUGACUGGCUGCACACGUUUCGUUUGCUCGUCUCCUCGAGGGUCGGGUCAGUAAGUUUGCUGAAAAUGGGCCCAAUAGGUGCAGAGGCUGAUGAGAACCAGACAGUGGAAGAAAUGAAAGUGGAGCAGUAUGGUCCGGGGCAAACCACUGCUAGAGGUGAGCUGGCCCCUGACCCCGAGCCGGAGCUUAUAGACAGCACCAAGCUGAUUGAGGUACAGGUUGUCCUCAUAUUGGCCUAUUGCUCCAUAAUCGUGCUCGGGGUGAUUGGCAACUCUUUGGUGAUCCAUGUGGUGAUCAAAUUCAAGAGCAUGCGCACAGUAACCAACUUUUUCAUUGCCAACCUGGCUGUGGCAGAUCUUCUGGUGAACACCCUGUGCUUGCCAUUCACUCUUACCUACACCUUGAUGGGGGAGUGGAAAAUGGGUCCUGUCCUGUGCCACCUGGUACCCUAUGCCCAGGGCCUGGCAGUACAAGUGUCCACAAUCACCUUGACAGUAAUUGCCCUGGACCGCCAUCGUUGCAUCGUCUACCACCUGGAGAGCAAGAUCUCUAAGCGAAUCAGCUUCCUGAUCAUUGGGUCAGCCUGGGGCAUCAGUGCCCUGCUCGCAAGCCCCCUGGCCAUUUUCCGGGAGUAUUCGCUGAUUGAGAUUAUUCCCGACUUUGCGAUUGUGGCCUGUACUGAGAAGUGGCCUGGUGAGGAGAAGAGCAUGUAUGGCACGGUCUACAGUCUUUCCUCAUUGUUAAUCCUGUAUGUUUUGCCUCUGGGCAUCAUAUCUUUUUCCUACACUCGUAUCUGGAGUAAACUUAAGAACCACGUCAGCCCUGGAGCUGCUAAUGAUCACUACCAUCAGCGAAGACAGAAGACCACUAAAAUGCUGGUGUGUGUGGUGGUGGUGUUUGCGGUCAGCUGGCUGCCUCUCCAUGCCUUCCAACUUGCUGUUGACAUUGAUAGCCACGUCCUGGACCUGAAGGAGUACAAACUCAUCUUCACUGUCUUCCACAUCAUCGCAAUGUGCUCCACCUUUGCCAACCCCUUCCUCUAUGGCUGGAUGAACAGCAACUACAGAAAGGCUUUCCUCUCAGCCUUCCGCUGUGAGCAGAGGUUGGAUGCCAUUCACUCUGAGGUGUCCGUGACAUUCAAGGCUAAAAAAAACCUGGAAGUCACAAAGAACAAUGGUCCCAAUGACUCUUUCACAGAGGCUACCAACGUCUAAGGAAGCUCUGCUGUGAAAAUAUGUGGGUGAAUUCUGACCAGAGCCACAAAUCUGGUUGAGGAGGGCUCCCAGAUGCAUCCUGAUUUCCCAUUUUAAGGAAGGAAAAGAGCAUCGGAAUGGAAGCACCUGUGGUGUAAUUUGUGGAAAUGUGGUUGGCAGAGCCUAGGUAAAAACACACAUAUUUAAAGCGAGGGCAACAAAACAGUUCACUUCCCGUUGCUUGGGUGGUAGGGUGAGUGAUGAGUAAAAGCAGAGAGAAAUGCUUGUGACUGUUUCUCAAAGUGAAGGAAACAUGAACAAAAAAUUGGAAUUAUCAGCAUCACUAAAAGGUGGUUGGUAAAUAAGUUGACUUUCAAAUCACGUUGGGGAAUAGAUUAAGGAGAAUUCACUGCUCCCCCCUUAAUUGAUGAACAGAUGACCAAACACCAAUUUCCCUAGGGAGACACAGGCUCUCCUUCAUUGUAUUUUGUGUGUGUGUGUUUUUUUAUGAAUUUUCCUAUGGACUAAAUCCAUCAGGGAAUGCUGCAGAUAAAUGUUACCAACUAUUAGAAUGACUUUAAGGAAAUUAAGUGAAAUUUGCUACAUAAUUUGUAUUUUGACAAGAUGGGGGAAAUCCUUAAUGCUCAGUUAGCCAAUUGUUCUUAAAACCAAAUGCAUAUUUAGUGAAAAUUUCUUUAACUCAGAAUCAAAGGUUGAAUUUCUCAGAAUUAUAGAAAUGUAAACCAUCAUUUAACUUCUCAUUUCAAGUUGUCGCUGCUUUAUGUCAAUACUAUUUA